AUGGACGCCUCCUCCCUCCGCAUCUCCAAGUUCGAUGGAACUAACUUCCACGCCUGGAAGUUCAAGAUGCAGAUGGUGCUGGAGGAACGGGACCUAUGGGAGGUCGUCAGCGGUGAGAUCAAGGCGGAACAGUGCGAGACUCAGUUGGACCAAGCGACGUACAAGAGGAAGUCAAGAAAGGCGAUGGCAGUGAUCUGUCUAGCCAUGGAAGAUUCCCAGCUACCGUUGGUCCGGUCGGCAAGUGGUGCAUGCGACGCAUGGUCAAGGUUGGAAGACCACUUCGAGAAGAAGAGUCUUGCCAACAAGCUGUUCUUGCGCCGUCGCUUCUUCACGACAAUGAUGGAAGAAGGCGACGAUGUGCUCGAACACAUCAACAAGCUCAAGACGCUGGCGGAACAGCUAGAAGCGGUGGGGGCUCCAGUCUGCGAGGACGAUCUGGUGAUCACACUCCUCGGCAGCCUGAGUGACUCGUAUCAAUUCUUGAUCACAGCUUUGGAGUCGCGCUCAGACACUCUUAGCUGGGAGCUCGUGACGUCUCGACUGCUUCAUGAAGAAAUGAAGCGGAAGGAGCAAGGAAGUAAAGGUGAUGAAGCUUCGCAAGGUCAAGCGUUCAUCACAAGGGACAAUCAGCGCAAAGGGCGACCAGUGAAGAAGUCCUGGCCGUGCCACAAUUGCAGAAAGAUUGGUCACUGGAUGGCGGAGUGCCCCUCGCGCAUCCAAGAAAACACGGAGAGACACCGGCCACAGCGUGCUCAAGACAGCGGCGACCGCUAUCGAUCACAACGUGCAAACGUCGCUCAAGAAGAAGACUCGGGCGACUACCUCUUUUCGAUCGGUGAAACGACAUCUGCGAAAUCGAGCGACAUCUGGCUGGUCGACUCCGGGGCGACGCAGCACAUGACGUGCUCCAAGAAGUUCAUGCGGAACUACAAGGGGUUUGACGCUGUGGAUGUCCAUCUCGCGGAUGAUGGAAUCGUCCAAGCAAUCGGCAGUGGGGACAUUGUCAUGUCGAUGAAGACACCCCAAGGGAUGAAGAAAGGUGUGCUCACAAACGUGUGGCACAUCCCAAAGUUAUCCAGAAACCUGUUCUCGGUCGGCCGCUUCACCAAGGAUGUCGGCCCAGUGACGUUCACGAAGGAUGGGUGCUAUGGAGAAGCGAAAGGGACCAAGUGGAAAAUUGGUGCCCGUGAAGUGGCGCCGGAACAAGCAAAUGCAGCCAAGUCGUCGGGAUGUCAAGGGGGCACCAAGUCGUACCUCUGGCACCUUCGGCUUGGCCACAUAGGUCACGAUGGACUCAAUUGCAUCGUGACGAAGAACAUUGGAAUUGGCAUCGACAUAUCUUCGGUGAAGAAGUGGGACGUGUGUGAAGGUUGUGCUCUGGGAAAACAGACUCGAGUGCGCUUCCAAUCAAACACUACAGCUCGCACCUCCAAACUCCUCGAAGUGAUUCACAGCGACGUAUGCGGACCGAUGUCGAUGGCAACUUUCAGUGGAAAACGGUACUUCGUGACAUUCAUUGAUGACAAGUCAAGAUACUGUGUCGUCUAUCUGCUCAAGAGCAAAUCUGAAGUUGCGGCGAAGUUCAUGGAAUACGCUGCGAUGGCCGAAACGCAAACCGGAAAGCGCGUGAAGUACCUUCAAAGCGACAAUGGGGGUGAAUACAAGUCCGACAAGCUGGCACGAUUCUGCGCGGAACGGGGAAUACAACAAAGGUUCACACCCCCAUAUACUCCUCAGCUAAACGGAGUAGCUGAGAGAAUGAAUCGCACGCUGGUCGAGUGUGCGCGUUGCAUGAUGGAACACGCUGGACUGGGAAAGAGCUACUGGGGUGAAGCAGUGAUGACGGCGAUGUUUCUUCGAAACCGCUGUCCAACACGUGUCAUUCACCAAGACAAGUCUCCAUAUCAAGUGUGGACGAUGAAGAAACCGAUUCUGGCCAACCUUAAAGUGUUUGGAUGCCACGCGUAUGUUCAAGUGCCUCAAGACAAACGCGCGAAGUUCGACUCCAAGUCAUCACUCUGUCGUUUCCUGGGAUACGCCGAACACCAGAAGUCAUAUCGAUUUGAGGAAGUGUCAACAGGAGCGAUCAAGAUCAGUCGCGAUGCCACAUUCAUGGAAGACAAGUUUGAUGAAGGUCCGCGCAACUACAACGAUGAGUCAAGUGUCGUUGAGUUUGAUGAUCAUGACGAGGACGAAGAAAAAGAAGAAGGUAAAACUGACGACGACAUGGACUCGAGCGACGAUGACAACGAAGACACCAGGUCUUCGAAGAGCAACAUCAAGAGACACACGCGCACUCAAUCACUUGAGAAAGCUACCGUCAUUCCAAGUCCCAAGCGAAGAACAUACAGAGGUCCGUCGCUUGAGCAUGUGUCAGCGGCUGCAAUGGAUUUUGAAGCAGCCUGCAUCGUUGAUUCAGUGGGGGAAACGCCGACUACAUUCAAGUCGGCGAUGGAAUCAAGCGACUCCGGCAAGUGGAAAGAAGCGUGUGACUCGGAGUUCGAUUCGCUUCAAAAAAAAAGACAUGAGAAUCAAGAUGGCGAAGUUGAACGUUUCAAGGCAAGACUUGUGGCCAAAGGAUUCUCACAGAAAUUCGGAGCUGACUAUGAAGAAACUUUCGCACCGGUGGCCAAGUUCACAUCGAUUCGUGUGGUGCUCAGUAUGGCCGCUAAGUACGGCCUGAUGCUACAUCAGAUGGACGUCAAGACAGCGUUUCUUAACGGCUCCCUCAACGAAGACAUCUACAUGGACCAGCCGGACGGAUACCUGGAUGCAACACAGCCGGACUAUGUGUGCAAGCUAAAGAGAUCACUCUACGGCUUGAAGCAAUCGCUUCGCAUGUGGAACCAAACAAUCGAUGGGUUCAUGAUCAAGAUGGGAUUCAAGAAGUGCGAAUCGGACCACUGCAUCUACAUCAAGCGAGACGACCAAGACAUGAUUCUCGUGGUGCUCUACGUCGAUGAUCUCAUCCUGGCCAGCAGCAACAACGAACUCCUCAAGUCAACCAAGAUGGCGCUGAGCAAACGCUUCGAAAUGACGGAUCUCGGUGAGCUCGAUUACUUUCUCGGCAUGGAGAUCAAGAACGACCGUAAGACGGGAAUGGUGACUGUACAACAAACCAAGUUUCUCAAGUCCGUGUUAACCAAGUUCGGAAUGGAUAACAGCAAGCCAGUGAAGACGCCUCAAGAUCCCGGCCUGAAGCUAACCAAGAACAUGUGUGAACAAGAAUGCAAGCACGAAGACACCAUGUGCAACGUGCCAUAUCGAAGUGCUGUCGGAGGCAUCAUGUAUCUCAUGGUCGCCACACCGGUGCUGAGAUACCUGCAAGCAACGCCCAAUCAUGGUCUUGAGUUUACACGUGAAGAAGGAAGCCGUAUCUGCGGGUACACCGACGCAGACUGGGCCGGCGACAUUGAGUCAAGACGAAGUACAAGCGGCUAUGUGUUCAUGAUGAGCGGAGGAUGCAUCAGCUGGAAAAGCCAGAAACAACGGACGGUCGCGCUAUCUUCAACAGAAGCAGAAUACAUGGCGCUUUCCGAAGCAACCAAAGAAGCAGUAUGGCUCAAAGUGCUUUUGGGGGAACUUGGUGAGAUGACAAGCGACGAAGCGAUCAAGAUGUAUGAAGACAACCAAGGAUCAAUCGCUCUCGCCAAGAACCCGGAGUUCCAUAAGAGAACAAAACACAUCGACAUACGCUACCAUUUUGUGCGUGAGAAGGUGGAAUCAGGUGAAGUCGUUUUGGAGUAUUGCCCGACUCAAGAUAUGCUGGCAGACAUGAUGACCAAGCCGAUCGCCGCUGUACAAUUUGAAAACAUUCGCGAUCGACUUGGGAUCCAAGUGCCGCAGCUAACGAGUCGAGAGGGAGUGUUGAAAAGACAGCGGCUGUGA
Peronospora matthiolae is the source of this 3888-nucleotide messenger RNA. Lineage: Eukaryota; Oomycota; Peronosporomycetes; Peronosporales; Peronosporaceae. The record is from the annotation of a GenBank genome assembly.